This is a messenger RNA of Patella vulgata (common limpet), 2038 nucleotides long. RefSeq names its product galactoside alpha-(1,2)-fucosyltransferase 1-like. NCBI's taxonomy places the organism in Eukaryota, Metazoa, Mollusca, Gastropoda, Patellidae. Gene Ontology annotation, cellular component: membrane. The record is from RefSeq and is a predicted model, not a curated record. Bases 179 to 1318 code for a protein of 379 amino acids. Gene Ontology annotation, biological process: carbohydrate metabolic process. The transcript has a single exon. Gene Ontology annotation, molecular function: galactoside 2-alpha-L-fucosyltransferase activity.
UAUUGGACAAUAACACUCCUCUAAAUGCGAAACAGGAAGUGUUUAUCUCCUAAGUGAAUUAUUUUCGAGAUUUUUUUUACGGUGAAUUAUUUUGGAGACUUUAUGCUGUGUUCAUUUGGGAUAAAUUGUGUGUUUGUGAAUUAUAUGUUAGUGAUUCUACUAACAUAAUUAUAUCAUUAUGAACAAACAAAUAGUUUUGUAUCCCUUCUACUGUGUUUCUGUUUUGUCAACUUUACUUUAUCUAUAUUUUAUGACAAAUGUUCAUCAAUCAACCCCGACGUUUAAAGACGCAGGAACUCUCGGAAAAUUGAUAACUCAUGCAAGUCAAACGGAAACCACUCAGAGAGCGCUAAACAAUUUGAUGAAACUUUCAAGUCAAACGGAAACCACUCAGAGAGCCCUAAACAAUUUGAUGAAACUUUCAAAUCAAACGAAAAGCACUAACAAAAUAAAUGAUCCCGAGAAGAAUUUAAAUCAUUUACUGAAAAAGGACGAAAUAUCUCAACUCGAGAUAGGCGAUGAGAAAAAAAGGACACAUUUUCUAGGAUUAACGGGAGCUUCGGGUCGGUUUGGUAAUCAUAUGUUUUUCUACGCGUCGUUAAGAGGAAUAGGGGACGCUAUCAAUUAUACACCCAUUUUAAGUAGAACAGAUCCUAUACUUAAAUUGUUUGAAAUUAAUUUGAAUAAUUCUGUCGACAAAUUUACCUUGAACAAUAAUGUUGUGAAAGGUGAAAAAUGUAUAGGAAUUUUUACCAAAGAUCUGAUGUCACCCAUAAAUAAGACAACUAAUAUAACAGUGUUUGGAUACUUACAAUCGUUUAAAUAUUUCCAAAACAUAGAAUCGGAUAUCCGAAAGGAGUUUAUCUUGAAAGCGAACAUUAAAGCUCGCGUCGAACAUAUUUUUAAUACACUUAACGUAACACAUCGGAUAAAGGUUGGGGUUCAUGUUAGAAGAGGUGAUUUUGUGAAUAGAAAAGGAACCAAGGUACCUACCCCUUCGUAUUUUUAUAAAGCUAUGAAUAUACUGAGGCAGAAUUUAACAAAUCCAAUAUUUGUCGUGUGUUCAGAGGAUAAGAAAUGGGUGACAGAUUAUUUACAAUUUAACGAUUCGGUUAUUGUUCAUGAAAGUGUAGAAGUUGAUUUUGGAGUAUUAAUGAGUUGUGAUCAUAGUAUAAUAUCAUCUGGAACUUUUGGUUGGUGGACCGCCUAUUUAACGAAAGGUACCAGCAUUUAUUUUAAGGGAUUUCCCUCGCCCCCUCUUCUUGGAUGUAUCAUUCCUCCAGACUAUUAUCCAUCUGAUUGGAUUGGACUCGAGUAAUCCAUGUACUUGAAUUCAACUCUGAUUAGCUAUAAAUAUCUGUUCGAGAUCUGUAUUUAGUUGUAUGUCUCUGAUAAUUUGAUUAAAACAAAGAUCCUAUUUCGUUUCGCUUUUAUUGUUCAAAUUUUUGUUUUACUUGCCUUUUCUACACUAGGAUCCGGAAGAGUUGUUAUAUUACCGGCGUUUUGGUUGAAGUGAAAGAUUAGCCAAUGAAACGAUCUGUUACUGCGAGUUUUGGCAUGCUCUGCACGGAACUGUGGGUAAACCCCUACGCUGAUUGAUUAUAAUUAAUGUCUGACGUCAUAGGGUCAAAAGCGACCCCUGACAUGACCUUCCAGUACAAAUUUUUAGAUCUCCAUGUAGUGCAGGCCAUCGAAAGCAUAGAAAAAAAACGAAACGAAAUAUAGAUUUGUAUUUUGAUCAGAUUGCAUUUUGCACCGUGAACAUUGAAAUAAUAUUGGCAACGUUAUUCUUCCAAAAAGUGUACUCACUAUAGAAGCGAUCGUUAAAGCUGUCAUUACUGCCACAGCAGGUAAAGACAGGCAUGUCUGAUUAAUCAUCGAACACAAUGAAAACACGUGUUGUAUGGGUAGAAAUAAAUGAAGAAUAUGGACAUUGCAAGUAUACAGAAUUGACAAAUAAAUUGACAUGGAUAAUAUAACCAUAUUGUAAACAUUGUUGGUCCUAUUAGGUUGGAUGUGUAUAUACAUAGAGGGAUCG